GACACCUUUCGAUUCAAAGGUCACAAUGGCUGGAGCUCUGAAGGGCCCAGGCCCCUGAGCCAGGAGAAGAGGAAGAGUCCAAGGAAAGAUGGCUGGCAGUCACCCCUACUUCAACCUGCCCGACUUCACCCAGCAGCCACCAUCGCCCUCCACUCCGCCCAGCCUCCCCUCGCACCAGCGCUGCCGGCCCUCCGAUGCCACCAAAGGCCUGCUCGUGGCCCUGCUGGGUGGGGGCCUGCCCGCUGGCUUCGUGGGCCCCUUCUCCCGUAUGGCUUACCAGGCUUCCCACCUACCCUCGCUGGAGCUGCUCAUCUGUCGCUGCCUCUUCCACCUCCCCAUUGCCCUGCUACUUAAACUGCGUGGCGACCCACUGUUGGGACCUCCCGAUGUCCGGGGCCGGGCCUGCCUCCACGCCCUACUCAACGUCCUCAGCAUCGGAUGCGCCUACAGUGCAGUGCAGGUGGUGCCCGCUGGCAAUGCUGCCACUGUCCGCAAAGGUUCUUCCACGGUCUGCUCUGCUCUCCUCGCUCUCUGCCUUGAGAGCCAGCGUCUCAGCGGCUACGACUGGUGUGGCUUGUUGGGCAGCACCCUGGGACUCAUCAUCAUUGUGGGACCUGGACUAGGGACACUGCAGGAGGGGACCACGGGCCUCUACACCGCCCUGGGCUAUGUGCUUGCUUUCCUGGGCGGCCUGGCACUGUCACUGGGGCUCCUGGUGUAUCGCUCCCUGGACUUCCCCUCCUGCCUACCGACAGUGGCCUUCCUGUUUGGCCUGGUGGGGCUGGUGGGCUCCGUGCCAGGCCUCUUUGUGCUGCAGACCCCCGUGCUGCCCAACGAUCCUCUGAGUUGGAGCUGCGUGGGAGCAGUGGGGAUCCUUGCCCUGGUCUCCUUUGUGUGUGUGAGUUAUGCGGUCACCAAGGCCCAUCCCGCCCUGGUGUGCGCCGUCCUGCAUUCUGAGGUGGUGGUGGCCCUGAUGCUGCAGUAUUACGUGCUCUAUGAGACCGUGGCACCUUCGGACAUCAUGGGGGCAGGGGUCGUGUUGGGCAGCAUUGCCAUCAUCACUGCCCAGAACCUCAGCUGUGAGAGGGAAGGGCAAGUGGAGGAGUGAGAUCGAACCUGAGAGCCUGGGGGUGGGGGGUGGGCAGGGGUAAAUAUAAGGAAAGACUGGAAUACAAACAUGUGAAAGAACUGGUGUGGGAGAAGGACACCCCUUGGAGUCAAGGGUGACCCGGGGACUUGGUAGGAGGUAGGAAGGGACUACCUAGAAAACCUGGAACCAGCCUGGAGAUCAACAUAUUUGGAAUCUAGGCUGGGGCUUGGGAUCAGGGCAGAACUAAGGGGUGACAUCUGAAGAGCAGAUCAAAGGGGCUGAAGCAGGUAGGCCAUGAGCCACUGGGAGGAUUUUUCCCUCGGCAGCAGAGAGAGAAGAGCACUGGGGCUGGAGUGACUGGGGCUUUCAGGCAGAUCAAGCAGCUGUGCUGGCGGAAGGGAGUAUGCCUUUUUUUUUUCCCCUCUGAGCGUUGGUUUCCCUUCCUCGUGGUUAUGCUCCCCCCUCCCACCUUGGUGUGGUGACGUGAUAUUGACAUCAAACAAGGAUCACUCUGAAUGUGGCUCUGCAGUUGGUGUCAUCUCUGCUUUGGAAGGACAGUGGAAGUCCUACCCCCUGCUCUUAUUGGAGAAUCCCUUAGGAUCCUCACACACCUCUACCACCAUCUUAUUUUUGAGAUAUUCUAGAAGGGGGAGGAUUUCCUCAUGUUCAGAGGCUUUGACCCCGAGUUCCCCAGGACUUCUGCGUCCCGCCCCAUGGCUAAUCUGCUUUUCCUGGAUUGUCGCGGUCCCGUGAUCUCUCCCGGAUAGUGGCCAGCGUCCUUCCGGAGCAGGCCUCUGAGCUGAGGCCUCUGGCAGCGGCGCAGGCCGGAGAUCCUAAACCAGAGCCCCGGACAGCGCUCCGUCAGAGGCCUGGAAAUGUCCACUCGUCUCAGGAGGCCGCUCGACAUAUAUCAGCUACUUCCGGACAAGCAAUUGGCCUCGCCAUCUUGACCUGUUCUUGCAUAUUCAGCGCGACUACUGCAUAUUCAUGACCAAGGACGGCCCCCAGCACUCCCCCCUUCGGGAACCUACUUGGGAGGAUCCGACCGGCCCCGCCUCCUUCAUUACCGAUUCUCAGAACAGACCAUUUUCCAGUGAAGGGGGUGACAUGAAUGAGAAACUUUGGCUGAAAAUGAAACCUCACUCGGAACGAGAAUAAAAGCGGCCUAUAUUUACCCUUGA
Messenger RNA from Sus scrofa (pig), 2271 nucleotides. Lineage: Eukaryota; Metazoa; Chordata; Mammalia; Artiodactyla; Suidae. The record is from RefSeq and is a predicted model, not a curated record.